GGGCGCAUGCGUUAUUCUAUUCCUUUGCAGCCGCUUUUCAGUCGCUAGCUUAUCACCCACUCCUCUCCUUUUCUCCACGUGAGGGGGUUCGCGUACCCCUCGUCGCGCUCUCGGACCUUCUGCUGCUCUCCUGGCCCCCUCACUAUGGCGGGCAUCCUGUUUGAGGAUAUUUUUGAUGUGAAAGAUAUUGACCCGGAGGGCAAGAAGUUUGACCGAGGUAAGUAAGUGUCUCGACUGCAUUGUGAGAGUGAAUCUUUCAAGAUGGACCUAAUCUUAGAUGUAAACAUUCAGAUUUACCCUGUAGACUUGGGUGACAAGUUCCGGUUGGUCAUAGCCAGUACCCUGUAUGAAGAUGGUACCCUGGAUGAUGGUGAAUACAACCCCACAGAUGAUAGGCCUUCCAGGGCUGACCAAUUUGAGUAUGUAAUGUAUGGGAAAGUGUACAGAAUUGAGGGAGAUGAAACUUCUACUGAAGCAGCAACACGUCUCUCUGCCUACGUCUCCUAUGGGGGCCUGCUCAUGAGGCUGCAGGGUGAUGCCAACAACCUGCAUGGGUUUGAAGUGGAUUCCAGAGUUUAUCUCCUGAUGAAGAAACUGGCCUUCUGAACCACCUGGGAAGCCAACCUUCCUGCUUAGUCACUCAGGUUUUGGACAUUUAUUCAUCAGGCCUGAGGAGCAGCUCCUGUUGAUCACCUGUUCAAGAGGGGGUUGUUGUCUGUCCAUUGUGGGUACAUCUUAGGUGGUCUGGACUCAAUGGGAAACUGACUUGCCUGUGAAAGACCUAGUGGCAGAGCUUAAAAUGAAUUAGAAGUUAUUUUGUGUAUAUUAUCUUUUUCAUUAAACGUUACUUUUCAGACUUAAA
This is a messenger RNA of Manis pentadactyla (Chinese pangolin), 862 nucleotides long. It is a transcript of the gene POLR2H, whose product is annotated as RNA polymerase II, I and III subunit H. Gene Ontology annotation, molecular function: DNA-directed RNA polymerase activity. NCBI's taxonomy places the organism in Eukaryota, Metazoa, Chordata, Mammalia, Pholidota, Manidae. The coding region runs from base 262 to 606 and encodes 114 amino acids. Gene Ontology annotation, cellular component: RNA polymerase II, core complex; RNA polymerase I complex; RNA polymerase III complex. Gene Ontology annotation, biological process: DNA-templated transcription. The record is from RefSeq and is a predicted model, not a curated record. The transcript is spliced from 5 exons.